UAAUGGAUAUUGUGGGAGAAAUUGUGAAAAGUUUUAAGCCAACCUUUGUGUAUGAAUGAAUAAAUAAAUAAUUUAUCCGCUUUAUCUUAACCUUUCUUUUCUCUUUUUCUUUUUUCUUCUCAAUAUUUACGUAGCAGAAUCUGAAGAAGAUGAUAUUGUUCUUCCCGUCCGAUAUUAUCCAGAAUCACUGUCUGCACUAAGCAAAGCAACAAGAUUCUCUGAAGAUGAAAUUAAACGAAUGUAUCGAAGCUUUAAAUCUCAAUGUCCCACAGGUUUUAUCAGAGAAGAUACAUUCAAGGAAAUUUACUCUCAAUUCUUUCCAUUUGGAGUAAGCACAUCGCAGUAUGCUCAUUAUGUAUUCAAUUCCAUCGAUCGGGAUUCAAAUGGCAGUGUGAGCUUUGAGGAGUUUGUCCUUAAUCUGUCAAUACUUUCACGUGGAACACUCGACGAAAAACUCGAAUGGACGUUUCAAUUGUAUGAUGUCAAUGGUGAUGGAUAUAUAUCGAAAGACGAAAUGACUGAAGUGAUGACGUCAGUUUAUGAACUGAUGGGGAAAGUCUCUGAGGGAUGCAAAGAAGAAAAUCAAAUUAAAGCGAAAGUCGAGAAUAUGUUCAAGAAAAUGGAUCUCAAUGCUGAUGAUAAAAUUUCAUUGGAAGAGUUUCUUUCAUCGUGCCAUAAAGACGACGGAUUAAUGCGAUCGAUAGGAGUCUUUCAGACAGUUUUUUAACCAACCAUUCAGUUAGUAAAAAGCUGAUAAUUUCUCUUUUUUCAAUAUUUCAUCAUUACAUUAAUAAAACCGACU
This is a messenger RNA of Clunio marinus, 802 nucleotides long. The record is from the annotation of a GenBank genome assembly. NCBI's taxonomy places the organism in Eukaryota, Metazoa, Arthropoda, Insecta, Diptera, Chironomidae.